CAGUUAAUCAUACCAUUUGCGAACCGACCGUAAAACAUUCCAAAUGCUUUGCUUAAGUUGAAUCUUAUCGUAUCAGUCGCGUUCCACAUCGCAUUCCGUACGAAUCGCAACCGCUCCCCCAAUUCCGGAAAAUCCGAAAAAUGUCGGUGGCGUAUUUGGUGAUUCUAGCAAUUAGCCUGCUGUUGGACUCCACAUCCGCGGGCGUUCCCCUUCCGCGAUACGAGGCGCUCCUAAAGCAGCAGUCCGCUCCCGAGGACCCCACAUUGGGACUCUACGACGAUGGAGACAAGGUCGUCAAGUUGACGGUGGAAAACUUUAACUCCACCGUGGUGGACCAGAAUCGCGGAGCACUCGUCGAGUUCUACAACACAUACUGCGGACAUUGCCGCAGAUUUGCACCCACCUACAAGACAGUAGCGGAGCACCUGUUGCCCUGGUCUGAGGUGCUCAUUGUGGCCGCCAUCGAUUGCGCGGCCGAGGAGAACAAUGCCGUCUGCCGAAACUACGAGGUGAUGGGCUAUCCCACGUUGCGUUACCUUGGUCCCGGUUUCCAGCCGGGUCCCCAGCACUUUGGACAGAAUCUGAAGACGCAGGAUGUGAAUGAGAUCCGCGAACUGCUGGCUGGAAUGGUGGCCGCCGAGAACCUGACCAGCAGCCACAACAACUCCUACUGGCCCAACGUCCACUACCUCACGGAGAACGAUUCCGCCAGCAGCUUGUUCGAAGGUCUCAGCAGCGUUAAGCAGUACGUGGCCGUGGUCCACGAACCGGAGAACACCACUCUCGGCAUCGAGGUGGCUCUGUUCAUGACCCAGUGGCCAGCGGUGGAGGUGCGCCGCGUCAUUGAUCCCGCAGCUUCAGCCAAGUUUAAGAUAGAUCCCGCCAAUCUGCCACUGAGCCUGGUGAAUCGCCUGGGAGAGAUUGAGGCGUACGCGCCGGAAUAUGCCAACGGUGAAUCGUACGCCAAAAAGCUGGCGGAAGUGCUGGGCAAGAAGAAUAUUACCCCCAGACCAAUUAAGGUUCCUCAACCGGUGUCCACGCCGUCGAUAAAGAUCACCGGGCAAAACGAACUGAUCAAGGAAGUGCAGCGGAACAAGCACUUCGUCUACCAGGCGGACCUCGAGCAGGCCAUUCGCACGGUGCUACACAACGAGGUGGCCAAGGUGAGCGAGAUCAGCGGCGAGAAACUGCUUGCCCUCCAGCGCUUCCUGGCCGUGCUGCAGCGGUACAAUCCGCUAGGAGCUAAUGGUCAUCAGUUGGUGUCCAAGCUAAAGGACUACGUGGUCCAGUUUAACGAGGUUCUCACUGGCAAAGAGUUCGAGGAGGAGCUGAAGCGUCUGGAGGGGCAACAGUCACCUGUCUACUCCUCCACUCAUUUCGUGGGAUGUGCCGGCUCCAGUCCACGACUACGAGGCUUCAGCUGCUCCCUGUGGACCCUCUUCCAUUUCAUGACCGUCCAGGCGGCCAGAAACGAUGACUCGCAGGAUCCGCUAGAAGUCCUCCAAGCCAUGCACGGCUACAUCAAGCACUUCUUCGGCUGCACAGAGUGCUCCGAGCACUUUCAGGCAAUGGCAUCGAGGCGAAAAAUCUGGAGUGUGCCGAACAAGGAGGAGGCGGUCCUCUGGUUGUGGGCGGCCCAUAAUGAGGUGAACCAGCGACUUGCGGGCGACGCCACUGACGAUCCAGAAUUUCCAAAGAAGCAGUUUCCAUCACCGGAUAGCUGCAGCGAAUGUUACCGAUCGCCCGGCUCCAAAUCGGAGAACCUGGAGAUUGAGUGGAACAAGGACGCCGUGCUAGGCUUCCUCAAGAACAUACACAAUCCGCAGUUCGUAAGCCGGUACGGAGUGCAGCGGGAGGAACUGCUGCAUCCCACGGCGGAUAAGAUGCGGCAAAAGCGCCAGAUCUCCAGCGUCUUCACCGACAUCGACAUGCGAAUGGGCAUGCUACUGUACGCCUUCUGCAUCGUGAUGAUGGUGCUGGCCUUCAAGCUGUUCGCCUUCAAGGGUUAUCGCAAGAAGCCCUAUGGCCACGACCUUUUGGGCAAGGUUUAGGGUAAUCCACGGAAGCACUUCCAUUAAUUCUAAAGAAAAGACACCGAACAUUGAAAACCGGAAUUUACAUAGACCACCUCUUGAAUGUUUUGUAUUCGUGGCCGCUAGAGUUAUGUUUAAGAUAAAAGUGUGUGUAUAUAUGAACAGUCUUCUUCCAGUUGUAGUCCCUAAACAUAAUCGCUUUUUUACCACGACGAUGCACCUGAUUGUUUUAUUUUUUAGGUAUGCAAAUGUGAUUUUCCCUCCAGAAGUAUGUAACUCCCGAGUCCGUUUGAAUAAAAACGAUCCAUGCUA
Molecule: messenger RNA, 2345 nt
Organism: Drosophila rhopaloa
Lineage: Eukaryota; Metazoa; Arthropoda; Insecta; Diptera; Drosophilidae
Gene: Qsox1
Product: sulfhydryl oxidase 1
Exons: 2
Coding region: 141-2051 (636 amino acids)
Biological process (GO): protein folding
Cellular component (GO): Golgi membrane
Molecular function (GO): protein disulfide isomerase activity; flavin-dependent sulfhydryl oxidase activity
Source: RefSeq, a predicted model, not a curated record